AUGGUGUUUUUGAGGAGUCGCCGAUGGACAGAAAGACAUCGUCCAUACAGAAGGCAUGCUGCUGCAUUGGACAACACUAUUGAGAAGGAUGUCGCCCCUGAACCAUUAACUGGAGAAGAGGUGUUGGCAAGGGUUGAAGGUUUGCCUCGUGAGUUUGGUAAAGCUAAAAAGCCUGCCAAGCGAUCACCUGACCAACCAAGACCUUGCUGGAAAAAAAAGAGUGUCUUCUUUGAACUUGAUUACUGGAAAUAUAUUCCAGUACGCCAUAUUCUUGAUGUCAUGCACAUUGAGAAGAAUUGUUGCGAUGCCAUAAUUGGUACCCUCUUGAUUAUGCCUGGGAAGACCAAGGAUGGAGUGAAUGCCCGUUUGGACAUGGUCGAUAUGGGCAUCAAAAUUGAUGUAAAAGUGGUAGCUGGUGAGAAAAAGACCAAAUUGCCUUUGGGUAGUUGGAACUUGCUGCAUAAGGAGAAGAAAAUAGCGUGCGGGUCCUUUUUUGGCAUGUCAGUUCCUACAGGCUUCUCCUCUAAUAUUAGGAGCCUAGUCUCGAUGGCAGAUUUAAAAUUAGCUGGUCUUAAGUCACAUGACUUCCACACAGUGAUGCAAUACCUUCUUCCGGUUGCAUUGAGAUCAGUUUUAGAGAAGCCUGUUAGGUAUGCCAUUAUUCGGUUUUGCCUUUUCUUUAAGGCAAUUUGUAGCAAAGUCAUAGAUGUUUCUAGACUUAAGCAAAUGCAAGCAGAUCUGGUUGAUACGGUUUGUUUACUGGAAAAGUUCUUCCCACCUUCAUUUUUCGACGUAAUGAUUCAUCUAACACUCCAUCUUGUUAGAGAAGUUGAAUGGUGUGGUCCAGUGUUUUUCCGAUGGAUGUACCCAUUUGAGAGGUACAUGAAAGUGUUCAAAGGGUAUGUAAAAAAUCGACAUUUUCCUGAGGGGUGCAUAGCUGAGAAGUACAUUGUCGAAGAAGCUAUUGAGUUUUUGGAAGACCGUGUCCUUUCUCAAAGUGGAACCACUGUGGGAAUUCCAUCUACAAGCAUAGCUAGACACUACAAACAGAGCAGACCCUUGUCAUGGCCAACCAUGGUAUCUGUUUAUGGAAAGCAGAUGCACCUUGCACUCCUUUGUGUGUUACAAAAUACUCAAGAUGUCCAGCUGUACUUCAAAGAGCACAAGGAAUACUUGAAGUUAAUUUACCCAAAUCAUGUGAAGAACAAGAAGUGGAUGAGGGAAAAGGAGAAUGAAACAUUUCCAGACUGGUUAAAGGAAAGGGUUGUAAAUCAAUUGAGGUUAAAACCUAAUAAUAAUAUUUCACAAACAGUAAGGUGGUUGGCUGCCGGCCAAAAAAAUGUAGUGCCAACUUAUGCUGCUUACCAUGUCAAUGGAGUUGACUUCAACACCAAAGAGAGAGACAACGUCCAUUCAUUUCAGAACAGUGGUGUUACAUUACUUGCCAAUGCUAUGCAAGUUGCAAGUGCGAGGGAUCAAAAUACAUCUGACGGUGUUAUGGACUUCUAUGGAGUUAUUAAAAGUAUAUGGGAGGUUGACUACUAUAAGUUUAGGGUUCCAAUGUUCUACUGUGAUUGGGUAGAGAGUACUAGGGGCGUCAAAGUAGACGAACUUGGGUUUACGUUGGUGAAACUGAAUAGGUUAGGGCAUUUGAAUGACCCUUUUGUGUUAGCUACACAUGUGAAACAAAUAUUUUAUAUUGAAGACCCCCUAAACGCUGAAUGGUUAGUUGUAGUGAGGUGCCCGAAUAAAGACUACCGUGGGAUUGACGAUGACGAUGAGGAUGAUGACUUAGAGGAGGAACAACUUUUUAUUCCAACAAUGUCAUCAGUUGACAUCUUUGAUUAUGUAGCUGAGAAUAACCCUAGUGGACAUAUGCGAGAUGGUGAUGAAGGAAUAUGGGUUGAUAACAGUAGUUUGCCUCCUGUCAAUGAAGGCAAUGAUAGCUUGCCUCAUCAUGAUGGCAAUGAAUGGAAUGCUAGCUAA
Molecule: messenger RNA, 1986 nt
Organism: Fragaria vesca subsp. vesca
Lineage: Eukaryota; Viridiplantae; Streptophyta; Magnoliopsida; Rosales; Rosaceae
Exons: 3
Coding region: 1-1986 (661 amino acids)
Source: RefSeq, a predicted model, not a curated record